UAGUUCAGAGAAAGAAAAAAAAAAUCCGAUACGUUCAAAAAAACCCGAAACGUUUCAGAUUCACGGUAACUCAAAAGCGAAACGAAAUCGUUAGAAGAGAGCAGAACGAAGUAAAGUAACAAUCAACAUUCGACAAUGAGGGUGCAGAACAAAACGGUGGCGUUUUUGUUUCUCUUUGUUUCAGAAUUUUUGUUAGGAAUAGCAGUGGCAGCCGAUGAUGCCUCUCCGAAGCUCGGGACUGUGAUUGGUAUUGAUCUCGGAACAACCUACUCUUGUGUGGGUGUGUACAAGAACGGUCAUGUAGAGAUUAUAGCCAAUGAUCAAGGGAACAGAAUCACACCCUCCUGGGUCGCAUUCACUGAUACUGAGCGUUUAAUAGGCGAGGCCGCGAAGAAUCAAGCGGCUCUCAAUGCCGAACGUACCAUUUUCGAUGUUAAGCGGCUUAUUGGAAGGAAGUUUGAUGAUCCGGAGGUUCAGAGGGAUAUUAAGUUUUUGCCUUAUAAGAUUGUGAAAAAGGAUGGGAAGCCUUAUAUUCAGGUGAAGGUGAAAGGUGAGACAAAGGUGUUUAGCCCUGAGGAAAUCAGUGCUAUGAUAUUAGGGAAAAUGAAAGAAACAGCUGAGGCUUAUUUGGGGAAGAAAAUCAAAGACGCUGUUGUCACUGUUCCAGCCUAUUUCAAUGAUGCACAGAGGCAAGCCACAAAGGACGCAGGCAUCAUUGCCGGGUUGAAUGUGGCUCGGAUAAUCAAUGAACCUACUGCUGCUGCUAUUGCCUAUGGUCUGGACAAGAAAGGAGGAGAGAUGAACAUUUUGGUUUAUGAUCUUGGUGGUGGUACUUUUGAUGUUAGCAUCUUGACCAUUGACAAUGGUGUGUUUGAGGUUCUUGCUACUAGUGGAGACACCCACUUGGGAGGAGAGGAUUUUGACCACAGAGUGAUGGAUUACUUCAUCAAGUUGAUUAAAAAGAAGUACAACAAAGAUAUCAGCAAGGAUAACAAGGCUCUUGGGAAGCUUCGUAGGGAAUGUGAGAGAGCAAAGAGAGCAUUGAGUAGCCAACACCAAGUCCGAGUUGAGAUUGAGUCUCUUGUCGAUGGUAUUGAUUUCUCAGAGCCUUUAACAAGGGCAAGGUUUGAGGAGUUAAACAUGGACUUGUUUAAGAAGACAAUGGGGCCAGUGAAGAAGGCUUUGGAAGAUGCAGGAGUGAAGAAAACAAAUAUAAAUGAGAUUGUCCUAGUUGGAGGAAGCACCCGAAUUCCCAAGGUACAACAGCUGUUGAAAGACUUUUUUGAUGGCAAGGAGCCAAACAAGGGUGUGAAUCCUGAUGAGGCUGUUGCCUAUGGUGCAGCAGUUCAAGGUGGAAUCCUCAGCGGUGAAGGCGGGGAAGAAACCGGAGGCAUUCUCUUGCUUGAUGUUGCUCCUUUGAGUCUGGGUAUUGAAACAGCUGGUGGAGUGAUGACAAAAUUGAUCCCGAGGAAUACUGUUAUCCCAACUAAGAAGUCUCAAAUCUUCACCACUUAUCAAGACCAGCAAACCACAGUGUCCAUCAAGGUCUUCGAAGGUGAAAGAAGCUUGACAAAGGAUUGUCGUGAACUCGGGAGGUUUGAUCUAUCUGGCAUUCCACCUGCUCCAAGGGGAGUCCCCCAAAUUGAGGUUACCUUUGAGGUUGAUGCCAAUGGUAUCUUACAUGUGAAAGCAGAAGACAAGGCAGCUAAGAAGUCAGAAUCCAUCACCAUCACUAAUGACAAGGGGCGUUUGAGCCAGGAUGAAAUCGAUAGGAUGGUGAAGGAAGCUGAGGAGUUUGCAGAAGAGGAUAAGAAGGUGAAGGAGAAAAUUGAUGCCAGGAACAAGUUGGAGACUUACAUCUACAACAUGAGGAGCACCAUUGGUGACAAGGACAAGUUGGCAGAUAAGAUUGAUUCAGACGAUAAGGAGAAGAUUGAGAGCGCAUUGAAAGAAGCUCUUGAAUGGUUGGAUGAUAACCAGAACGCAGAGAAGGAAGAUUUUGAUGAGAAAUUGAAAGAGGUUGAAGAAGUAUGCAAUCCAGUUAUAAAACAAGUUUAUGAAAAGAGUGGUGGAAGCUCUACUGGAGCUGAGGAUGAGGAACCAAACGAUGAGUUGUAGAAUGCUUGGAGCAUAGGGUUCAAAUUUGUUGAGUUUUUAUUUUUAUUUUUUUCUGACCUGCAAAAUUUGUUAGUAGUUAGCCAAAAAUGCUCAUUACUGGUUAUUAUUC
Quercus lobata is the source of this 2227-nucleotide messenger RNA. Its product is annotated as mediator of RNA polymerase II transcription subunit 37a-like. The coding region runs from base 136 to 2118 and encodes 660 amino acids. Lineage: Eukaryota; Viridiplantae; Streptophyta; Magnoliopsida; Fagales; Fagaceae. The transcript has 7 exons. The record is from RefSeq and is a predicted model, not a curated record. Gene Ontology annotation, molecular function: ATP binding; ATP-dependent protein folding chaperone.